Messenger RNA from Etheostoma cragini (Arkansas darter), 2386 nucleotides. It is a transcript of the gene cnstb, whose product is annotated as consortin, connexin sorting protein b. The coding region runs from base 751 to 1905 and encodes 384 amino acids. The transcript has 11 exons. The record is from RefSeq and is a predicted model, not a curated record. Gene Ontology annotation, molecular function: connexin binding. Gene Ontology annotation, biological process: positive regulation of Golgi to plasma membrane protein transport. Gene Ontology annotation, cellular component: trans-Golgi network; transport vesicle; plasma membrane. NCBI's taxonomy places the organism in Eukaryota, Metazoa, Chordata, Actinopteri, Perciformes, Percidae.
CGCGAGGUUUCGUAGCUCACGAUGCGUCAGCUGCACGCGCCCCCGAUGCACGUGUUCCCUUUUCCAGGACGCACGCGCACGUGCAGACGCACGCACACACACACUAAGCCACCCACUUUUGCGGCAAUUCAUUUUCAUGAACAAACGGAAUGAAUUGAAACCAUUGAAACCGCUGGACAGUCAACUGUACAACAAUGGCAGAAACAAAAAGAAACAAAAAGCUGCCAGGCCAACUACAUUGCUGCCCGCCAUUUUCAAGGACUGCAUCUCGCUGGGGAAAAGGAAGCAGGCUACACUGAAUUCUGCGAGUCAGAGAGAAGAGGCAAAGCACAAUAAACCAUACAGAGGACUGCAGAUAGUCUGCCAAAUCUUUGAGCAUUUUUCUCUACUGCUCAGCCUUCAUAGAUCAAGGUGGACAUUUCAAAUCUCCCUUUCUGAGACCACCCAUGAGAAGCAAUGGAGGAUUAAAUCACAUGCUCCGUCAAGAGUGAUAACAAACCAAACCUGCCUCAUUCUCCAGUGCUCGAGACACCCUUGAUCCUUUCUGGGAGCUUAGAGCAGCACAGACGUUCCCAAGUCAUUUCGCUAUCUUACUCAAAGGAAGUGCACAGAUAGAAGUAGGAAACAGUUCAUGUUUUUCAAGUUAGGGGCACCAAAACACGAGAGCCAGCCAAGGCCCACUGGAGGGUCUCAGAAAAGCUUUUGGGGAACGUCAACUUGGAGGACAAGAUUGCUGCAGUGACGGAGGUGAUGGGUAACAAGAACGCCAUCCCGCCAAAAGAUCCCGACACUGGGACAACGCGGAAAGAGGAAGGGGUGUCACACAUCGACAGUGUCACAGGAAGUGUCUCCAGAGAUGAACUGCCGGGCCCCAGCCCAGAGCUGCUGGCCUCCCUACAGUCCCUCAGAGAAAACAGUGACUACACACUGCUGCCACACAGCCUGCACCAGAUUGCAGAAGCCUACUCGCUCAAAGAGGACUACCAGUGGGCCAUCCAGUUCCUCCAGCUGGAGAAGCUCUAUCACCAACGUCUGCUCUCCAACCUUACCGCCCUGCAGGAUAACUGGGAGAGCCAGUGGAAAGAGAAGAAGAACGAUGAAAGCAGUUUGCCCACUGAGACAGAUGGCAUCAGUCAGAAACACAUCGAGACCCUGAGCCAGAUCUGCAGGACACACCUCAGACCAUCCAUCAGUGUGGAACAAAACAUGCAGAAUGCAACACUGACAGACACUCCGAGCAUGAAUGAGACACUACAACCCUGUCAUGACAAAGUCAACAAUCCUGAAACAACACAACGAGAUGAGGAACAACAGCAAAGCAUAAACUCGGAGUCAGAGCUUCCCUUAGCCCAGACAGGCCCUCAGGAGGAACGGGAAGAGGAGGAGGAAAGAGAAGAAGAAGAAGAGACGUAUGAGGACGGACAGGAAGUAGAAGAAGAGGAGGAGGAGCCAUGUGAGGAGACGCCGGAGGAGGAGGUGAAGGUGGAGUGGCCAACAGGAGUCCCCCAGGCUUCAGACAAGGACCUGGCCAAGCUGUCCCACACAGAAGGGAGUUCCUCCCCAGAGGGUUUGGUCUCCAUUCUGAAGAGGAGGAGAGCAUCGCUGGAUGGACUGCCUCCCCCAAGCGACAUUGUUACUAAACAGAACUCCAAGCGCAAAGUCCGUUUCAGUGAGCCAGAGGACGGCAUUGAACAAGAUGAGGUAGGUGGGGAUUCCUGCCUGAUCCUGCUGCUGCUGUGUCUGGUUACCGUGGUGAUCAGCAUAGGCGGGACCGCCCUCUACUGCACUCUGGUGGGCACCUACUCCAACAUUUGCACCGACUUCACUCACAACGUCGACUUCUACGUCCUGAGCGUACGGAGGUUCUUUGAAGGGCUCAGACACUGGCUGCCCCUCCGGACUUAAGACGCUUUCAGCUGCAAUCAAGGCGGAAGCUACUCCGGAUACUUGUUCUUUAACGGACAGAGUAAAUCUCUGUCUAAUCCACAAUUAGGAGACAACUUAACAGGCAUGGGAUGCACACGCAUUACUCUGAUGCUGCCAUCCAGUGUUUAAAGCUUUGAUUUCAUCUACAGUGAGUGGACUUGUGUCGAAGACGUAUGGAUUUGAGCUAUCAGCCUAAGACGUCUUAUAACUAAUGGGUGCUCAAAGCAACAUUGAAAAAGAAAAGAACUUCCCCACAACUAUGUUUGUUAUGGGAUCAGUUUCAAAACCUCCCGUUUGCUACUGUUUUGUGUGGAAACUUCAUCUUAAGCCCAACCUUACAGAUACCACACAAGAGGGCUCACAACUCUUAACAAUAUUUAUAUUUAACAAAAGAAGUUUAUGUGUGUAGAAGUGUUAGAACCUUAAAUUUGUAGCUAUUGUACACAUUUGUACAAGUAUU